Molecule: messenger RNA, 2524 nt
Organism: Ornithorhynchus anatinus (platypus)
Lineage: Eukaryota; Metazoa; Chordata; Mammalia; Monotremata; Ornithorhynchidae
Product: chloride channel protein ClC-Ka-like
Exons: 20
Coding region: 110-2173 (687 amino acids)
Biological process (GO): transmembrane transport; chloride transport
Cellular component (GO): membrane
Molecular function (GO): voltage-gated chloride channel activity
Source: RefSeq, a predicted model, not a curated record
GCACCCAGGGGCCAGAGGCCACAAUAGGACCUUCUCACUGGCAGGAGAAGGAGGAGAAGGAAAAGUAGGAGAAAGAGGUGGCCGGGGGCCCGGGAGCAGCAGACUGACCAUGCAGGAGCUGGUGGGUCUGAGGGAAGGGACCCGGGGGAAGCCCGUGGCCCUGAAGGAGCUGUGGAUGCCCUGCCCACGGGCCCGACGCCAGGUCCGAGGCUGUCUGGAGUGGGUGAAGCAGCAACUGUUCCGUGUGGGGGAAGACUGGUACUUUCUGUUUGGCCUGGGGGUGCUCAUGGCUCUCAUCAGCUUCACCAUGGACUUCACGGUCUCCAGGGUGACCCACGCACACAAGUGGCUGUACGAGGAACUCCGAGAUCACCAGCUGCUGCGCUACCUCUCCUGGACGGCCUACCCCGUGGCCCUCGCCUCCUUCUCCACUGGUUUCUCUCAGAGCAUCACCCCACACUCUGGAGGCUCCGGCAUUCCCGAACUGAAGACCAUCCUGUCGGGGGUGAUGCUGGAAGAGUACCUGGCCAUCAGGAACUUUGGUGCUAAGGUGGUUGGUCUCACCUGCACCCUGGCCACAGGCAGUACCAUCUUCCUUGGCAAAGUGGGCCCUUUUGUGCACCUCUCUAGCAUCAUGGCCGCCUUCCUGGGCAAGGUGCGUACGUCAGUCACUGGGGAAUAUGAGAACCAGAACAAGCAGAACGAGUUGCUGGUGGCGGGUGCCGCAGUGGGAGUAGCCACGGUGUUCGGAGCGCCCAUCAGCGGGGUUCUGUUCAGCAUCGAAGUUAUGUCCUCCCACUUUGCCGUCUGGGAUUACUGGCGUGGCUUCUUCGCGUCUACAUGCGGAGCCUGCAUGUUCCGCCUUCUGGCCGUCUUCAACAGCGAGCAAGAAACCAUCACAGCACUCUUUAGGACCAACUUUAAAAUCGACUUCCCCUUUGACCUCCCAGAGAUCUUCUUCUUCAUGGCUCUUGGUGUCCUCUGUGGGGUCCUGAGCUGUGCCUACCUGUUCUGCCAACGCUGGUUCCUGGGUUACGUGAGGAGGAACCCGGUCACCGCCAGGCUGCUGGCCACAGACAAACCUGUGUAUUCCGCCCUGGUGGCUUUCCUCCUGGCCUCCAUCACCUACCCACCCAGCCUGGGUCGCUUCAUGGCAUCCCGGCUGACCAUGAAAGAGCACCUAAACUCGCUGUUCGACAACCGUUCCUGGGCCCUGCUGUCCCAGAAUGCCUCCCUGGCCUGGCCCCCUCAGCCGGACCCCCAGAGCCUGUGGCUGGAGUGGUGGCAUCCCCGCCUCACCAUCUUUGGCACACUGGUCUUUUUUCUAGCCAUGAAGUUCUGGAUGCUGAUUCUGGCCACCACAAUGCCCAUGCCUGCAGGAUAUUUCAUGCCCAUCUUUGUCUACGGGGCUGCAGUGGGUCGCCUCACAGGAGAGACGAUUGCUGUGCUUUUCCCGGAGGGCAUCCAGGCGGAUGGAGUGGUGAACCCCAUCAUUCCUGGGGGCUAUGCCCUGGCAGGAGCUGCAGCCUUCUCUGGAGCAGUGACCCACAGUGUGUCCACCGCCCUGCUGGCCUUUGAACUGACGGGUCAGAUCGCCCACGUGUUGCCCGUGCUACUGGCUGUGCUACUGGCCAAUGCCAUCACCCAGAAGUGCCAGCCCUCCUUCUAUGAUGGGACUAUCAUCGUCAAGAAGCUGCCCUACCUGCCCCGCAUCCGGGGCCGCCGCUUGGGUUCCUACCAGGUGACCACAGCACGCUUCAUGAGCCCGGUGCCCACCAUCCUGGCUAAGGACGCUCCCCUGGAUGAGGUGGUCAGGAUAGUGACCUCGUCUGACCUGGCCGAGUUCCCGCUGGUGGAAAGUGCAGAGUCAAAGCUGCUGGUAGGCACCGUGAAGCGGGCCCAUCUUGUCUCCUGCCUGGAGGCUGUGCUGCCCACCUGCACUUCCGGACACCAGUGGCAUCUCCAGGAGGUGUUGGCGGAAGGCUGCCCCAUGGAACCAGUGACUCUACAGCUGUCCCCUGAGACCUCCCUCCACCAGGCUCACAACAUCUUCGAACUACUGAACCUGCAACACGUCUUCGUGACAUCCUUGGGACGGAUCGUGGGCUACGUUUCUCGGGCAGAGCUGAAAAAGGCAAUUGCAGACUUAGCCAACCCGCCAGCUCCCAAGUGACAACCUCCUGCUGGGAAGACUCCAGGAGCAGCUGGGGGCAUCCUGCCCAGUCGGCAUCAGGACCCCUGGGGCGUGGGGGGGUACUAGCAAGGAAGUGCUCGUUACAGUGCUAGAGUACCAGAGCACAAAAGUACUAGAGUACUAUAGUACAAAUGUCUUAGAGAGAACUAGAGUACAGAAGUAAUAGAAAGUAAUAGAGUAGCCUAGUACUAGAGAACUAGAGUUUAAAAGUACUAGAAAGUACUAGAGUAUGAAAGUAAUAGAGAGUACUGAAGUACUAGACUGUAAGUUCCUGGUGGGCAGAGAAUAUGUUCUACCAACUCUGUUAUACUGUACUCUUCCAAAUGCUUU